AUGGAAGAUCUGGCCACACGAGAAAAGGUACGCUUACCAACAGGUUUGGGAAAAGGACCAGCAUCAGCAGCAGGUGGCAAGGUCGUUUCCCCAGAAGCCAGAGAGCCAGCAACAGCAAAAUCCACUAUCGGGGAACUAGGGGGUUUGAUUUAUGCUACAACUACCCGUCCGGAUAUUUCUUUUGCUGUUGGAGUUCUUUCAAGGUUUAUGCAACAACCUAAAGAAACUCAUUGGUUAGCUGCCAAGCGCAUUCUUCGCUAUUUGCAAGGUUCUCAGAACUAUGGGCUCAAAUACUCCAAGACAAACCAAUUUUCUUUGGUUGGCUAUUCCGAUUCCGAUUAUGCAGGUGAUUCUACAGAUGGAAAAUCUACAUCCGGGUAUUUAAUGUAUCUUGGAUCUGCUCUCAUCUCUUGGAGAUCUAAAAAGCAAUCUGUUCCAGCUACCUCUUCUUCCGAAGCUAAAUAUAUGGCCGCCUUUGAAGCAACUUGGGAAAUCUUAUGGUUUCGAAGAAUUCUUGAAGACUUUCAAACACCACAGAUUUCAUCAACUCCACUCUUCAUUGACAAUCAAUCUGCUAUCAAAAUGGCUAAAAAUCCAAUCAACCAGCAGAUAUUCUUACCAAGGCUUUGGGCAGAGAAAAGUUUGAGAUGUUCAGAGAAAUGCUUGGCUUAA
Molecule: messenger RNA, 672 nt
Organism: Cryptomeria japonica (Japanese cedar)
Lineage: Eukaryota; Viridiplantae; Streptophyta; Pinopsida; Cupressales; Cupressaceae
Product: secreted RxLR effector protein 161-like
Exons: 3
Coding region: 1-672 (223 amino acids)
Source: RefSeq, a predicted model, not a curated record